GUGUUGCACGAGCGUGUUAGGGGCUAGGGAGCCGCCCGCUAUUCCUAUUGCGCAUGUGUGGGAGGGUUUCCCUGACAGCGAGGGAAACCUGGCAGUGGUGGAGGAGUGCUGACCACUAGCCUUCUGUUCGCUUGCGCCCACCUGAUCUCUAAUUUGGGCCCGUGUCUACGGCCCUCGACGGCUCUAUGUGCCCAUCCUACUUGUGCGCUUUGGGUCUGCCGAAAGGGCUGCUUAUGAGAGUGCUCUUUUUAAGACAAUUUAAAAAAAGCAGUGGAAUGGAAAGAAAAUGCUUCAGGCGCCCCGGGUUAGGCCCACCGACUCUGUACACAUUCCUGUUAGGUGUCAUAUUCAUCACUCUAAGUUCAAGUCGCAUCUUACUGGUCAAAUACUCUGCCAACGAAGAGAACAAGUAUGACUACCUCCCUACUACUGUGAAUGUGUGCUCAGAGCUGAUGAAGCUGAUUCUCUGUAUACUUGUGUCCCUCUGCAUUGUGAAGAAAGAUCAUCAAAGUAAACAUGUGAGAUGUACUUCCUGGAAGGAAUUCUCCGGUUUCCUGAAGUGGUCCAUUCCUGCCUUCCUGUACUUCCUGGACAACUUGAUUGUCUUCUAUGUCCUAUCCUAUCUUCAGCCUGCCAUGGCUGUUAUCUUCUCGAAUUUUAGCAUUAUAACAACAGCUCUUCUCUUCAGGAUAGUGCUGAAGCGGCAUCUAAACUGGAUCCAGUGGGCUUCCCUCCUGAUUCUGUUCUUGUCUAUCGUCGCCCUAACUGCCAGUACCAAAACGUCACAGCAUGACUUGGCAGGACAUGGAUUUCAUCACGAUGCCUUCUUCACCCCAUCUAAUUCCUGCCUUCAUUUCAGGAGAGACUGUUCCCUAGGAGACAAUUGUACAUCGAAGGAGUGGGCUUUCAGCGACGUCCAGUGGAACAGCACAGCCAGAGUCUUUAGUCACAUCCGUUUGGGCUUGGGCCACGUUCUGAUUAUAGUUCAGUGUUUUAUUUCCUCAAUGGCCAAUAUCUACAAUGAGAAGAUCCUGAAGGAAGGGACACAGCACACUGAGAGCAUCUUCAUACAGAAUAGCAAGCUUUAUUUCUUUGGCAUUGUGUUUAACGGGCUGACCCUGGUCCUUCAGAGCAGUAAUCGUGAUCAGAUUCAGAACUGUGGGUUUUUUUAUGGCCACAAUGCAUUUUCAGUAGUCCUUAUUUUUGUGACUGCCUUCCAGGGCCUUUCAGUGGCUUUUAUCUUGAAAUUCUUAGAUAACAUGUUUCAUGUCUUGAUGGCCCAGGUGACAACUGUCAUCAUCACAACAGUGUCCGUCCUGGUCUUUGACUUCAGGCCCUCUCUGGAUUUUUUCCUAGAAGCCCCAUCAGUCCUCCUCUCCAUAUUUAUUUAUAAUGCUAGCAAGCCUCAACAUCUAGAAUGUGCACCUAGGCAAGAAAGGAUCCGAGAGCUAGGUGGCAAUCUUUGGGAGCGUUCCAGUGGGGAUGGAGAAGAGCUGGAACGACUUACCAAACCCAAGAGCGAUGACUCAGAUGACGACACUUUGUAAUGGUACCUGGUUGGUGGACAUCUCCCACUGUCUUUGCACAUUUUCAGCAUUUGUGGCAAUUGUCUUUCUGAUAAACUGGUGAUGAUUGAAAGCAUAAUAUUCUUUACAUGUAUCUAACCACUGAAUUAAUAGCUCCAUCCAAGACCUAUAGAAGCCACAGGGUGGCAGCGUUCUGAGCCAUGAACUUAGGGCUGUGUGUAACUGAGUACUCGAUGAGUCAACAAGACACAUAUGCAGAUGGCUUCCUCAGCCUCCGGCUUCCAGAAAUCAUGUGAAUUUGACCCUACAGAUACACAAAUGGAGACAGCUUGCCAGAUACUAAUCAUCGUGUCAUAUCAUCUGUCUGCCAAGACCAUCUCUGUCUGUGUCAUUGUUAUAUUGUCUAGGCUGUCCCUCAGAUUUUGAGGCCUUAGCAAUAGUCACUUUGCUUUUAUUAAAGCAGUAAGACUCUAAAAGUUUGGGCUGAAAGACCUAAGUAUCUGGCUGUGCCAUAGACUUUAAAUAACUUCCUUUGUGAUAAAUAUUUUUAAGCCUAUUCAGAAAUAAAAUUUCAAAUUUUUAUUUGUUUUUUUUUGUAACUUAUAAGAAAUUGUAUUCUUAGUAAUCAUCUUUUUUUUUUAAGCUUUAUUUACAUGUAGUUGGUUGCUACGUUAUCACGGUUAGCACUUGUAUUUUACAUCACCUAAGCCAUUGUGGACUUUGUUUGUUUGUUUGUUUGUUUGUUCCAUCCCCGGUUUGUACAUUUACAAAAUCUUAACGUCAUUACCUUUUAAUGUUGAGUUAUUGUGCUGAGAAUUAAGUUAUUUUAUUUUUGAGUUACUGAACUCUGUAACUGUUACCUACCUUCCUUUGUAUAAUAUCCUAUUCUAAAAGUCAAGACUCUGGCUUUAGGACACCUUUAUAAGAAUCCUUUUGUAAAAACAAUAAUGACUUUUAAAUAGAGUAGUAUUACUCCAAGAGGGCCAGUAAUCAGUAAGUCACCUCUCAACAACACUUCCUAUUUAUAAGUGCAUGGUAUUCUCAAGCUAGGUUUGCAUGUAGCCAGUUGACACUCCAUUGCUAGAGCAGUCACGUGACAGUAAUUAAAAUGUAAGGAAAUAGAGGGACCAGUCCCGGGCGUCAUAGCUGAGUGGUACUAGAAGCAAGCUUCACACCUGUGUGCUUACACACCCUGACAUUGUAAACGGAAUUGUAAGCUACCAUGCGGUUUCACAGUCCUUCUUUAAGUCUCCAUGCACUUGUAUAAAAGAUAUUACUAUUAUUAUAAUCUACCUGUCUACCAAGAAAAAUAUAACUGUCAAUCAUUGCUAAAACUUUUUAAUUAAAGUAAGUACUAAACUCA
This is a messenger RNA of Rattus norvegicus (Norway rat), 2889 nucleotides long. RefSeq names its product solute carrier family 35, member A5 (gene Slc35a5). The record is from RefSeq and is a predicted model, not a curated record. NCBI's taxonomy places the organism in Eukaryota, Metazoa, Chordata, Mammalia, Rodentia, Muridae. Gene Ontology annotation, molecular function: pyrimidine nucleotide-sugar transmembrane transporter activity. Gene Ontology annotation, biological process: pyrimidine nucleotide-sugar transmembrane transport. Gene Ontology annotation, cellular component: Golgi membrane; membrane.